Echinococcus granulosus is the source of this 3960-nucleotide messenger RNA. RefSeq names its product WD repeat-containing protein. Gene Ontology annotation, cellular component: cytoplasm. The record is from RefSeq and is a predicted model, not a curated record. Bases 1 to 3960 code for a protein of 1319 amino acids. The transcript is spliced from 21 exons. Gene Ontology annotation, molecular function: protein binding. Lineage: Eukaryota; Metazoa; Platyhelminthes; Cestoda; Cyclophyllidea; Taeniidae.
AUGUCCCGCGCCCACACGAUUUGGGCUUUGCUUGACUUGUCUUCAUAUUUGCUUGUCGUCCUAGUUUGGGCUCCAGAAAAUUAUUAUCAUGAUUCAAAAAAUCCCUACACUCACAGACUUGCAAGUGCAGACGCAUCUGGUCGGAUCGUAAUAUGGGACGUUGCUUCCGCUACUCCCUUGGCUGAAGCAUCUGAAAACGAUAGUAGCGUCUGUGGUAUGCAUUGGAUUUCUGAUCAGGAUAUAUCCCGUGAUCUCCUACUUAUUCUUCACACCGAGAAUAAGCUUGUUUUAUGGAAUGCUCAAACUUGCACUCCUUUGUGGAAGAAGAAUUAUUCUUACAGCAUCAAUUCAAUGGCGUUCGACCCAUUUUCCUCACAUAAUAUAAUUCUUCAAGGACCAAAUCAAUUUAUUGUGGUAAAUGAUUUAUCCUGGAACUCGUCUCCGGAGACUUCUGGAAAGCAGAUUCUUGUGUCUGAUAUUGGUCAUUCCAAUGACGCCAGUGAAAUUGACGCUGCCGGGAAGCGAUUUUCUCAGACAAUUAAAGCGACAGCCAAAGCCGUCAUCGCCAAAAGUUUUUUUCGAUUGUCAACUUUACAAAAGAACAGUGAAAGGUUUCAUACAAGUAAUGCCUAUAUUGGCAACGAGGCGCCACUCCAAAUUCUUUACCACGGGUUUCGUAAGCAACAUACAGUUUUCGUGUACUCUCGGGAAAUCGUUUUCUUCGACAUGAUUCUUUCACAGUGCGUCGGCGGUAUUCGCUUAGACCAGUCGUCAGCUUCUUUCGUUCAAGUAUACUGCUGCCAUCAGGCCGAUGCUCUAAUAUGCUUGCACCAAAACGGUACUGUCAGUCUACACUACUGCCUAUCUGCGUUCAAACCUCCCCCUAUGGAGGAGGCGUUUUCGCACGCGCCUACCGACCUUAAAUACCACUUCCUAUGUGAAUCGAAGUCUCUGCGACGAGGUAGAAACCUUAGUGUUGUCGCUAUGACUGUCGAUCCUAGCACUGAGUUGACAGUCACGGUUGCGACUUCGGACGGUCGUUUGCAGUUUCUCUCAAUUGAAUCCGACGCUCCUUCGAAAGAUGGUUGGCCACAAUGGACACUUAUGGACAUGGUGAAGGCUUUGAAUCUUGAAGAAAUCAAAAGUGGUACAACUCUGCGUUUUCGGUUCACUGGCUUCUACUGCGGGGGAUCUCCUUCCCCAACGGUUUGUUGCGCAUGUCCACCCCACUUUUUGCUUCCUUUUGCCGCCAAGAUCAAGCACGAUUCACUCGUUGCCGUGGGAACUACACGCGGCACUGUUCAGAUCUGGGACCUAUGCACAACCAAAAUGUGGCGAGAGUAUCUUUUGGUCAACGGGCCCGUCUAUGGUCUGGCCUGGGGUAUACUCCGUGGGGAGGCAGGAAGCGGUUUGAUUCUCUUCGUGCACAGCCACCAGACCUCCGAGAGCUCCAGCGGCGGCAGCGGUAGUAGUGGCACAGCUCAGGAACCCGUCAAGCCGGCGCUUAGCGUCCACAACACCGUGGUGCGCAUCGAACUUGAGACAGGUCGACAGCAGCUAGUGCUUACACAAAGCGCCGAUAUCAAGGAGCUGCACCUCUUUAAACUGGCCAUGCAGAAACCGGUCUCCGCGAUCAAACCAAGCAAGUGGCUGAACGAGGCCUCGAAGAUGACCAAUUUCGCCACUGCCAAUGUCACACCGAUUCGAUCCUUAAAUAUUAGCAAUUUCGGACAAUACCUCGCGAUUCUUUAUGAAAAUUGGCCCCUGGAGAUCUGGGAUGCUCAGAGAUUAGUUCUUUUGAAGUCUUUCUCACUCCAGGGUUCCAGACCCGUAGCCCUGACCUGGUCCAACGCCAGCCUUUCAAGCUCUGCAUCCUCCCCUCAAAGCAACACUGUCGGAUUGAAAUCGUCAGCACUGUCGGGAGAUUCAAAUGUAGAAGAUUUUUACAUGCGUGAGACAUUUAUCCUAUGCACUUCACCUCUGAGUCUGAAACUCUUUACUGUGGAGGGCUUCAAUGUGGAUACCAUGCCCAUCUCCAACACGAUUGUUCAAAGCCUGCCCAGGAACAUUGGAAAUUGCAUAACUUGUGCGUCUUGGCGCUCGCCUAUGAUUGCCUUCGGCAUGGCUGAUGGCUGUGUAGCAGUUAGAAACUUACAAACUAAGAAGACUAUUACGAGAUAUAUGACUGGUUUCGUUUCUGACUCCAACUUUACUAAUAACCCAUCCACCUCUACGCCAGAUUCUAUAGGAUUCUCAAGCGCUAUUAAGGGAGAACUUAUCGGUGCAAAUGGCGAAAUUUUUGCAUUGAGCUAUGUCAAAAAGGUGGAAUUUUUAUUUUCUGGUGGAUUAUUUUGUCACCUACUCACGUUAUGCAACGGUGGCGUCGCGGUUUGGGAGCCUGAACAGAUGGUGCUGUUGUGUGCAACACGCUUCGGUGCCAGCCCGCAGAAGAUCCCCAUUGAUGCCACAUGGACUAGCGCUCCCCUCUCGCCACCUAAUUCCGCCCCCACUUGCGUCCUCCUCGCUCCCGACGGCUCCCUCCUCUUGGCCACUGCCGGCUCCAGUGCAGACAGUCGGUCGAUAAUCGAGUCGAGGGUGGAAUGUGGAGGGGCAAGUGCAGGGCAGGACAGUUCCCCCGAGGACCCUGACGAGUACCUGGCGGUCUCACAGUUCGAGUUCAACAGUUCACUCUCAACUGAUGUUGAGAGUAAUGACUUCCUGUAUUUACCCAGUCUCUUACCUACGAACGUAGCUCUGACCAUUCGACACCUGCUGCAGCACCAACCUUGGCGAUCAUCCUCCUCCUCCAUCCCAAAGGUGGACAAUGGAUGUGAAUUCAGGCCGGUUUCCAGCGCGGUUACCCUCGCGUGUCCUCCACUGGGUACCACCUUCGCCAAUGUUCAAUCCUCUGCCGAUCGCUUCUUCACUAAGUUCCGAAGUGUGAAGCAUUUAUGCGCUCCGUUUGAGUCCUCUCAGUUGAGCAUUGUGGAGCGUUGUCUGCUGACGGCUCAGCUAUUUGGCGACUCUUACGAGACGGCCUUUUGGCGUGUGGCGGCGUCCCAACUCUUGACGACGAAAAUAUCUACGGAGGCAGGAAUGGCGUCUGCGGCCAGCCGGUCGCGACGCUUUGGCCUCACUGACCUCGUCUGGGAUGAGCUGACCGAGGAGUCGACCUACCGCGCGGCCGUAGUCGAACGGGUCAAUCGUCUCUUACACGAGGCCACCGCUGAGCAAAGCAAACUCCGCACGCAAUUCCUUCUUAUGUUAGGCUUUCGACACGAGGCGAUAGAAUACCUGACCGGGUACCCAACGGAGUCAGCGUCCUUCAGUUUUAACAUCCACCGCGCCUGCCUCCUGGCCUCACAGGGCUAUAUUCGUGACUUGGAAGCUGCCAUCGCGGACGGUGAGAGCGAGUCACUCUCCGCGGCGAGGCUGAACUACACGAGUUCAGUGAAACUCUUGGCUGCAAGUCUCAUCUCUACCAACCGCCUCUAUGAGGGUGUGGAGAUGCUCUGCAUGCUGGGCAUGCAUCUGGAGGCUUGCCAAUAUCUGGAGACCUACAGGGAAUGGGAGACUGCUAUUUGGCUAGCCAAGUGUACCUUAAGCAAAAAAGAGUGUGACGGUGUAAUGCAUCGUUGGGCCACCUAUCUCGCAUCUACAGCGAAUUGCAAGACGCUGGCGAUUCUGGUUUUGGUGUACCUCGGACAACAUAAUUCAGUUCUCAGUCUGCUUAAAAGUCUCCGACAGCAUCAGCUGGCAGCCAGGUAUCUUGAAGCCUGUCUUGAAUGUCGUGCGGUGAUCCCUGAUCCGAAGACAGAAGAACUACACUCGCAAGUGUUCCUUGAAUUUGCCACGACACUAACCAGCAUUGGGCAGAGAGAGGCCGCUCUGUACUACGCAGGACUGGCAGGCGAUUUGGGCAAACCGCUGCGGGAUGAAAUUGACUUCCUUCUGAACUGA